This is a messenger RNA of Durusdinium trenchii, 1591 nucleotides long. The record is from the annotation of a GenBank genome assembly. Lineage: Eukaryota; Dinophyceae; Suessiales; Symbiodiniaceae.
GAUUCCAAAGUCAUUGACUUCCUUCUCCCUGCUUGCACACUUCAAGGGGUUAUUUAUCCCCUCGAACCGAUGGCGUACGCUGGUGCCUUGGCGUUUUUACGAGAGCUUGCGCAUUGCGACUGGCGCUCACAGCCCAGCCCGUUGGGCGACAUUGCAUUGUCAUUCACAGUCCAUAGCCUGAAGGCCACACUGCUGAGUUGGGGCCCUCAGUUGCACGAGGUCGUAUCAAAAGAGGUGAGAUUGGCUCAAGGGCACCAUAAAGACUCCAACCAAUCCUUGGAUCUUUACGGCCGGGAUAGUGUUUGUGGAUCACUUCAAUUCCAACAAAUUGUAAUCAAUCAGGUCCGCGCCGGGUUUCGCCCUCAGAUUGCUCAACAUCGAGGUGCUCAGGCACCUUUGAUUGAACCCCCAGUGAGUUUAGAGGCCUUCAAAAAAGAGAUCCCUCAGUACACUUGGAAGUGGUUUGACUUCAAUUCCCCCUCGGGGGAACGCGUUGUGGAGGUGGACCUCCCGGAUUGCGUUGAGGAAGACUCCUCCUCGGAUAGCUCAAGCUCUUCCGAUGACUCGGUACAGGAAACAAAUCCAGCAGUUUCGAAGCGUUCCCAACCACCCGUGGUGGACGAAGUCUUGAUGGCCAAGUAUCGCACCGUGGUGCAUGCGUUGCUUGACGACUUGGAGUCGACGGAGACCGAUUCCGCAACACAGCUCCUUCGCACGGCCUGUGGCCGCAAGCUCCCCAAAUUCGCCACAGUGGUGAUAGAUUCGAUCGAUAGCACAUUGACAUUGUGCCAGCAUAGUGGUGUUAUCACCGCCGUCUCCAGUGCCAUGGACGAGCCAGGUGAAUCCUCACCUCUGGAGGACCUACUGGCCAGGAGUGGCGUUCCAGCCAUUCUAUCCUCCCGCCUGUUGGCAGAGGGCUGGACCUUAGAUUCAUUUGCAUGCAGUGCCACUUCUAUGACACAGUUUGACGACAUCUUACCAGAAUUGUUGCCUUCGGAAGAGGUCAGCUUGUUGCACAAAGCCGCACUACGCUUGGCAUUCAAACAGGCCCAUGAGGCCAUCUAUGGGGUUUCCGAUCAGACCGGCCUCUUCAAGAGUAGGGCCACUGCUUGCUACCCUACGGCAUUGGCCACCGCCUUCGCAUUUAUAGUGCAAGACCUUCUGUCGGACAAUCCGGUCUCCCUUUCUUUGGACCAGGCCAUAUUCUGGAUUCCCUCGAAGCCAAGAGCAGCCCCUCCAUUUGGCUCCGAAGACGGUGGUGGUUUACCAUCGGUCCCAGACUGGGGCAUGGACAACAGGGUUCAGCCAGAUGUCUUCCGAUCAUUGAGACGAACCUGGGUGGACGAGAUCCUCACUAGGAAGUUGCACAAGGAAUUGGUGGCGCAUUUUGCUAGUGGUUCCAAGACACCUCCAUUUAGCGAAGAGACGUUGGCACCAUUUCGCCAGUCUUUGAAUGAGUUUUUGAGCGCACAUGGCUUGAGUCCGGAUUGGAGCAUCAGGGAACAUCAGCCGAUGGCCCUCCGCAUCAUGAGAAUGUUGCACUCGAUCCAGCAAGACUGGGACGUAUCACUUUUCCCUUCUCUGGAAGAGG